Messenger RNA from Iphiclides podalirius (scarce swallowtail), 264 nucleotides. The record is from the annotation of a GenBank genome assembly. NCBI's taxonomy places the organism in Eukaryota, Metazoa, Arthropoda, Insecta, Lepidoptera, Papilionidae.
AUGACUUUUCGGGUCUGCUACUUCGGGACGAGUUCGCUAAUUGCUAACGGCCGCGGUGGGCGGCGGGCGGAUUGUUUUGUAAAUAAAUUCGUUUCGGCUCCGUUCGGAAUUACUUACGACAGCGCCGAAAGCGAACAUUCCACGAAUAGCCAGUUACGUGAACCCUCAAAACUCCUGCUGUACUCCGUGCAGGCUCGCGUGCCAGUUCCGAGGUGCGCGUUGGUCCACGAAACUAUCGAUAGCUUCAAGACGGUGGAAGCUAAA